Molecule: messenger RNA, 3260 nt
Organism: Sinocyclocheilus rhinocerous
Lineage: Eukaryota; Metazoa; Chordata; Actinopteri; Cypriniformes; Cyprinidae
Gene: cdk17
Product: cyclin dependent kinase 17
Exons: 17
Coding region: 424-2004 (526 amino acids)
Biological process (GO): protein phosphorylation
Cellular component (GO): cytoplasm; nucleus
Molecular function (GO): cyclin-dependent protein serine/threonine kinase activity; ATP binding
Source: RefSeq, a predicted model, not a curated record
AUACGUCAUAGCGGCCGUUAGAGAGCAGGUGGCGCUGUUUGUCAACUUUCAGAUGAUUGCGAUGUUCAAAUAAUUGUUCAAGAAGGUUUUCCUCUUCCUCCGAUGUCACCCCUAGGCGGAGGCGUCAGUAGACGGGCAGCAGCAGCACCCCUCCCGGCCUCGAGCACCGUCACCAAACGCUCCAGGGAAACGAUCGCCAUAGUGAACCGCACGCGAAGCGCUCUGCUGAGGAUACCAGCGCAAGUUUGACCGAUAAAGGUCGGCCGAAGAAGCUGCGUGUUUUUCGUCUGAAAAGGCGGCUUGUGUUUGUGUGUGUUGGCGGAGAGUGGAAAGACGGCAUCCGGCCUCCGAGAAGCAGGCGAGGGCAGGGACUCGCGUCCAAACAACGUUUACCGUCUCUGGCCCCCCCUGCCUCAGAGGCCCAUGGAGAGGAUGAAGAGGUUUAAGAGACGUUUGUCGCUCACCCUGCGUGGUAGCCAGACGAUCGAUGAAUCGCUCUCGGAGCUGGCGGAACAGAUGACCAUUGAGGAGAACAGCAGCAAGGACAGCGAGCCCAUCGUGAGGAAUGGCCGGCCGCCCUCCUCCCACAGCAUGCACUCGUUUUUGCACCAGUACACGGGCUCCUUUAAGAAGCCUCCCCUGCGCAGGCCACACAGUGUCAUCGGGGGCAGUCUGGGGUCCUUCAUGGCCAUGCCUCGAAACGGCAGCCGUCUCGACAUUGUUCAUGAGAAUCUGAAGAUGGGUUCGGAUGGAGAGAGCGAUCAGGCCUCAGGGACGUCCUCGGACGAAGUGCAAUCGCCCACCGGCGUGUGUCUCCGCACCAGAAAUCAUCGGCGCAUAUCCAUGGAGGACCUGAAUAAACGCUUGUCUUUGCCUGCUGAUAUCCGGAUUCCUGACGGUUACCUGGAAAAGCUGCAGCUGAGCAGCCCGCCGUUUGACCAACCCCUCAGCCGACGGUCACGUAGAGCCUCGCUGUCAGAAAUCGGCUUUGGGAAACUGGAGACCUACAUCAAACUGGACAAGUUGGGAGAGGGGACGUAUGCCACCGUUUUCAAGGGGCGGAGCAAACUGACGGACAACCUGGUAGCUCUGAAAGAGAUCCGGUUGGAGCAUGAGGAGGGCGCUCCAUGCACAGCUAUUAGAGAGGUGUCAUUAUUGAAGGAUUUAAAGCACGCCAACAUCGUCACGCUUCAUGAUAUUGUCCACACGGACAAAUCCCUCACUCUGGUCUUUGAGUAUCUGGAUAAGGAUCUGAAGCAGUACAUGGACGAUUGUGGAAACAUCAUGAGCAUGCACAACGUUAAGAUUUUCCUGUUCCAGAUCUUGAGAGGACUGGCGUACUGCCACAGACGCAAGGUCCUGCACCGGGACCUGAAACCACAGAACCUGCUCAUCAAUGAGAGGGGUGAACUCAAACUGGCAGACUUUGGUCUGGCACGAGCCAAGUCGGUUCCCACUAAGACAUACUCUAAUGAGGUGGUGACCUUAUGGUACAGACCUCCUGAUGUACUACUGGGAUCCUCAGAGUACUCCACACAGAUCGAUAUGUGGGGUGUUGGAUGUAUAUUUUAUGAAAUGGCUGCAGGUCGGCCGCUGUUCCCAGGAUCCACCGUUGAAGAUGAGCUGCAUCUAAUCUUCAGGUUACUGGGUACACCUACAGAGGACAACUGGCCCGGCAUCUCAUCCAUCGAAGAGUUCAAAUCCUACAACUUCCCCAAGUACAAGCCUCAGCCGUUCAUCAAUCAUGCGCCCAGGUUGGAUACUGAAGGAAUAGAGCUGUUAUUGUCCUUUCUAAGGUAUGAGUCCAAGAAGAGGAUCUCUGCAGAUGAAUCAAUGAAACACUCCUACUUCAAGAGUCUGGGCAUGCGUGUGCACGCACUGCCAGAAAACAUAUCCAUAUUUACACUGAAGGAAGUGCAGCUUCAGAGGGACCCCGGUUACCGGAACUCCUCGUACCCAGAGACAGGCAACAGCAAGAACAGACGGCAGAGCAUGCUGUUUUAAACUGCGUUCCCUCACACUGUUGCCCAUCGCUCUCACACAAGCACACAAACACACACACACACACUUGACGGAUCAGUUCGACAGCUCUUACUCCGUGACUGUGUUGUAUAGACUAACAGACUUAGUCCCCCCUUGCUCACAGAGAGAGGGGUGUUUGUUGCGUGUGCAUGCGUGGUAUAGGGGAUUGGCCGAACCCGCUGUCUCCCCCACCACCCCCCAGUGUCCCGCCAUCCAGCAUGCAGUCUUGAGCCAGAGCGCCCAUCGGCCCCUCGUCUGGAUGCUCCUUCCCCUUCCCCUAUGUGAUGCUUAGGGUGUGCGAGCGUGUGAACGUGUAUAUAUUUAUUGACGGAGGGGUUGUUUUGCUGCUAAUUGACUACUGUCUCUACGUAACUUCCUCACUCUCGGGGCAACCCUCGUGGACCCAUCAGUCCCACGUUUUUGUUUUGUUUUAAAAGAACGAUUAUAAUUCUGUUGAAAGAAAAUGUUGGGAUCGCAGCUGUCGGUUUGUCAUUGUGUUGGUUUUACAGAGGUGGAAUGCCUAUACGAGUGUUUUGACUUUGCUUUUGGUUUUCUGGCAUGGCGAUUGCGCUUCAAACCGAGCGACAGACUCAAAACAUUCAUUCCAAAACCUCCAAUUUUAACGUAUCAUUUCAAGAAAAAAAGUGGAUUUGUUCCUCAAAGGCCGCGUCACGUGAACCAGGGACCAUCUCGACCAGGUGGACUUGCAAAAUGAGGGUGGAAAAAACAAACACUGGACCAGCAGGAACUUUGUGACCUCACCGUUUUGAACUGAGAACCGGACCAUCUCUCCUUUUGCAUUCAUUCAGAGUGAUCCUAUUGGAACUUAAGUGCUUGUAUGCCAGAUGUGUUUUUAAUUCUUUCUUUGACCUUUAGAGCUCCUGAUGCAUCAUCAAAACCAGUUUCUUCUAUUAAUAGAGCUCCUCUGUAGCUUACGAGUGUAUGCGAUGCUUGUAAAAGAGCGAGAAAGUGAGGUUGUAUGUGUGAAAAUGGAGAUCUGUAACUGUACAGAGCCAUUUAAAGGCUCCAUGCAAGCAAUGGCUAUGAAGAUGAGCUAGUUUCACUAACAGUAUUAAGAGAUUGUUUUUUUUUUAUGUUACAUAUUGACCCUUCUGUGAAUAAUGGUAUCUUAAUGUGGCAUGUUGGAGUCCGACUGUCCCACAUUUGUGCUUGAUUUUAUUCAGAAGAGAAAACGAUAUUGUGUAUAAAAGAAAAAAGGUAAUAACAACAACAACAAA